Messenger RNA from Podarcis raffonei (Aeolian wall lizard), 4616 nucleotides. RefSeq lists its product as uncharacterized. The transcript is spliced from 19 exons. Gene Ontology annotation, molecular function: serine-type endopeptidase inhibitor activity. Gene Ontology annotation, biological process: negative regulation of endopeptidase activity. The record is from RefSeq and is a predicted model, not a curated record. The coding region runs from base 1 to 3783 and encodes 1260 amino acids. Lineage: Eukaryota; Metazoa; Chordata; Lepidosauria; Squamata; Lacertidae.
AUGGGCAAUAUCCAUUUGGAGCUCUUCCCAAACCUCCCUCCCCUCCUGUUCUGGCUGAAGGAUUUCACAAUGACUUCCCUCAGUGAAGCAAAUGCUAAGUUUGCCACUGACUUCUUCCAUCUGCUGAGAAAAGAACAUCCAUGUGGAAAUAUACUGUUUUCUCCAGUUAAUCUCUCCACUGCCCUUCACUUGCUGCUUUACGGAUCACGGCAUGAUACCAAAGCUGAAAUUGAAAAGGUGCUUCAUCAUCUCAGCAAAGCUAAAGAACAUGCAAGAUCAGGAACCGGAAGUGACUCUGAAACAGCAACAAAAAUUGACCAUUUCGGAAGCAAACUAAGCAUAGAUCUUUCAAACUUGCCAAAUGCUCAGACUGCUGGUUGUGAAGCUGAGGAAGGAGCCUCCUCACCUGUAACACCUGGAGAAGAUGAGAGACGAGCAGAUGGCAACCUGGAGUUGUCAGUGGUGGAAACCACUGGCGAGCUUGAUUCUGAUGAAGCUAUUCCCUCUUACUUCAUUCCUUGGAGAAAACAUCUCCAGGGAAUGGAAGAGGCUGAAUAUCUAGUUCAAGAACAGUCAUCUCCAAAAGGAAAAGUAUCCCGGAAUCCAUCUACUUCACGUGAAAACCCGGAAGAACAACCUGUCCAUGAAAACAUGGCAGCUGCAGAAGCAGGUCUCCACACAUCUUCCCAUGCAGCCAGUGAUAAUAUUAGCGCCCUGUUGUCUGAGUUCAGACACACAGUGAAACAUGCAGACGACAAUGUGCAGGCAUUCAAGGAAACUUUUGAGCUUUUGAAUUCCAUCAUGACCACCCUGCCUGAAGCCAAUGCUAAAUUUGGAGUCGACUUUUUCAAAGUGUUGACCACUGAGCACCCAUGCGACAACCUCGUGUUCUCCCCUGCGAACCUCACCGCAGGCCUGGGCCUCCUCGCUUAUGCAUCUGGUUGUGAACAAGCAGAUCAGAUUGAGAAGGCACAAGAAAAAGUUGAAACCUGCCCCAGACCAAGACCCCGUCCUGAGCCAACCAAGCCUGAAGCAACUCGCCCCAGACCAAGACCCCGUCCUGAGCCAACCAAGCCUGAACCAACUUGCCCCAGACCAAGACCCCGUCCUGAGCCAACCAGGCCUGAGCCAACUUGCCCCAAACCAAGACCCCGCCCUGAACCAGAGCAACCUAAACCUUGUGACAAGAGACGAGUCAUUCACCGCCCAGCUCCUUGCCCUGAGCCCGAGCCCGAGCCCGAGCCACGUUGUCCCAGACGCGAUGUUCCCUGCUACGAGUGUGAGGAGCCUGAAGGAAUCCAUACAGCAUUCAGCAAAAUCCUUGCGACUCUUAAUGAGCCCAGCAGCAACUAUACCCUGAGCUUUGCCAACAAGCUCUAUGGAAACAAGGACAUUGCCUUCAUCCAGAAAUUCCUUUACUGUGCUCUGAAACUGUACUUGACUGAAGUGGAGAACGCUGAUCUGCAUAAUGCCCCAGAGGAAGUGAGGAGACUCAUCAACCUUUGGGUCGAAGUCCAGACACAUGGUAAGAUCAAGGACCUUCUCCCCAAGGACAGCUUUGACUGCCUUGCUCAGCUCCUGCUGGUGAAUGCUCUCUUCUUCAAAGGACAAUGGGAAGUGAAAUUUGACAAAGAGCUCACAGAAGAAGCUCCCUUUUACCCUCAUCAUGCAGAUGAGAAGGAAUGCCACAGCGUGCAGCUGAUGCACAGGAAGGGUGUCUACAAUGCAGGGACAAUUGACCUAUGCGACGUUCAAGUCCAAGUUGUUGAGAUCCCCUACAAGAACAAUGAACUGACCUUCGUUCUGCUGCUGCCAGUAGACUGCAGUGCAGAAGCUCUUGAACAGCUGGAAGAUGGACUUAGCCACGAGCAUCUGCUUGACCUGUCCUGUCAUCUGAAGGCCAUUGAGGUGGAUUUGGCCAUUCCCAAGUUCAGCUCAGAGAAGAGCAUUGAAGCCAACGAAUACCUGAAUCUGCCGGAUCUGACUGACCACGAAAAGGCCGAUUUCUCUGGAGCAACCACAACAGAAGGCGUGGCUCUGACUCAGCUGGUCCAUGAUGCUGCUAUCGAGAUUGAUGAGGAGGGUGGUGAAGAACCAGAGCCAGUCCCUUGCCCCAAAGAUAGGCGUCCACGUCGGGAACCUGUGGAGUUUCGGUCUGACCAUCCUUUCCUCUAUUUCAUCGUGCACAAUUCUACCCAGAGUAUCAUUGCUCUCGGUAGAUUUGCUAAGUUACGGCAUUCACCUGGAUCCCAGGCCAUGACACCCUGGUAUCAUUCCAACAUUCCUCAGAUGAAAAUAGAGACAUUUUCACCGGAGGAACGUUGGAGGGUAUAUGAGCUUUUGAAUUCCAUCAUGACCACCCUGCCUGAAGCCAAUGCUAAAUUUGGAGUCGACUUUUUCAAAGUGUUGACCACUGAGCACCCAUGUGACAACCUCUUGAUCUCCCCUGUGAACCUCACCGCAGGCCUGGGCCUCCUCGCUUAUGCAUCUGGUUGUGAACAAGCAGAUCAGAUCGAGAAGGCACAAGAAAAAGUUGAAACCUGCCCCAGACCAAGACCCCGUCCUGAGCCAACCAAGCCUGAAGCAACUCGCCCCAGACCAAGACCCCGUCCUGAGCCAACCAAGCCUGAAGCAACUUGCCCCAGACCAAGACCCCGUCCUGAGCCAACCAGGCCUGAGCCAACUUGCCCCAAACCAAGACCCCGCCCUGAACCAGAGCAACCUAAACCUUGUGACAAGAGACGAGUCAUUCACCGCCCAGCUCCUUGCCCUGAGCCCGAGCCCGAGCCACGUUGUCCUAGACGCGAUGUUCCCUGCUACGAGUGUGAGGAGCCUGAAGGAAUCCAUACAGCAUUCAGCAAAAUCCUUGCGACUCUUAAUGAGCCCAGCAGCAACUAUACCCUGAGCUUUGCCAACAAGCUCUAUGGAAACAAGGACAUUGCCUUCAUCCAGAAAUUCCUUUACUGUGCUCUGAAACUGUACUUGACUGAAGUGGAGAACGCUGAUCUGCAUAAUGCCCCAGAGGAAGUAAGGAGACUCAUCAACCUUUGGGUCGAAGUCCAGACACAUGGUAAGAUCAAGGACCUUCUCCCCAAGGACAGCUUUGACUGCCUUGCUCAGCUCCUGCUGGUGAAUGCUCUCUUCUUCAAAGGACAAUGGGAAGUGAAAUUUGACAAAGAGCUCACAGAAGAAGCUCCCUUUUACCCUCAUCAUGCAGAUGAGAAGGAAUGCCACAGCGUGCAGCUGAUGCACAGGAAGGGUGUCUACAAUGCAGGGACAAUUGACCUAUGCGACGUUCAAGUCCAAGUUGUUGAGAUCCCCUACAAGAACAAUGAACUGACCUUCGUUCUGCUGCUGCCAGUAGACUGCAGUGCAGAAGCUCUUGAACAGCUGGAAGAUGGACUUAGCCACGAGCAUCUGCUUGACCUGUCCUGUCAUCUGAAGGCCAUUGAGGUGGAUUUGGCCAUUCCCAAGUUCAGCUCAGAGAAGAGCAUUGAAGCCAACGAAUACCUGAAUCUGCCGGAUCUGACUGACCACGAAAAGGCCGAUUUCUCUGGAGCAACCACAACAGAAGUCGUGGCUCUGACUCAGCUGGUCCAUGAUGCUGCUAUCGAGAUUGAUGAGGAGGGUGGUGAAGAACCAGAGCCAGUCCCUUGCCCCAAAGAUAGGCGUCCAUGUCGGGAACCUGUGGAGUUUCGGGCUGACCAUCCUUUCCUCUAUUUCAUCGUGCACAAUUCUACCCAGAGUAUCAUUGCUCUCGGUAGAUUUGCUAAGCCAGAAUAAGAGAAGAGUUCUGAUGCAUGGAACAAGAUGAAUGGAAAACGGAUAUGGAAGAUGUUUUAUAAAAAAAAACCUAGUAUUUUCCCCUCUCUGCCUCAUAUUUUGUAAUGUCAAUCAUUGCAGAUAUUUGGUCCAAGAGAACUUUCAUUUGGUGGUGGGCCUAAUUUUCAUGGUAUGAUAAUGAUGCUGUUGUCCUACCUGUCUGCAAUUCUUUCUCCGCCUAUUUUACAACUUUUUGAGGAAAAUCUUGCCUCCUGAGUGCUGAAUAUUGUCCUAGUUCUUAAACAGAAAUCUAGGUAAUCAGAACAGCUGAUAAAACAGAAAUGUCUAUAUUCUGAAUGGAAGAGAGCUUCUUUCCCUUAAGGUCUUGCAUGAAGCGCAAUAUUCAGGGCGUGCAGUUUUCCGUGCUACUAUAGCACUGUGAUGGAAGAAGCUGCCCUUCUUUGGGCUACAGUUGACAGCAGAAUGGAGCCUGGAGGCAGGAAUAUGUCACUACUCUGGAAUCUGCUUCCUGAUGAAUGUUUUCCUGUUGAUUCCUGUUGCAAUCCUGUCUGAAUAACUGAAACACAUUUGUAUGCCUUCUGCUGAAUUACUUUCCCUGAAGUCAGCAUGAGGAUUCCAGCCUACACCUACUUACCUUUGAGUAAGCUCUGCUGAAUUCAGUGGGACUUACUUUUGAGUAGACACAUAUAGCAUUGCAGUACAAAAACAGUAAACUGUAGUCUGGCUCCUCAAACUGAUUUCCCCCCCCCUAUGAUGUCUGUGAGACUAUACUCUUUCUUUGAAACCUAUGAAACCCUGUUGCAUCUUUUUUUCUGAACUGCACAAUAUCUCAA